This is a messenger RNA of Homalodisca vitripennis (glassy-winged sharpshooter), 3147 nucleotides long. RefSeq names its product nose resistant to fluoxetine protein 6 (gene drd). The record is from RefSeq and is a predicted model, not a curated record. Lineage: Eukaryota; Metazoa; Arthropoda; Insecta; Hemiptera; Cicadellidae. Bases 21 to 2105 code for a protein of 694 amino acids. Gene Ontology annotation, molecular function: acyltransferase activity, transferring groups other than amino-acyl groups. The transcript has 13 exons.
CACCUCGCCUGUACCAAGACAUGGGGACGAACGCGUGGUGUAUCGUUCUGUGCGUAUGUGCGAGCGCUUCUGCGGUCCGCCUGGGCAACAUCUCCACCACACCCCUCAUCAGCAGUGGACUACCGAAGAAGCUGAUCAAAUCUCUCUUCUCCAUGCACCCCCCAUUCGCCCCGGUGGACAGCAACAAUAGCCUGUGCAGAGAGCACAGCCGGAUAUAUCUAGAAGACCUUGAGGAGUUUGAAAUGUGGGCCCUGAAAAUGUUUGACUCGAACGCCAAACUUCCGUCAGGGCUGUUAAACGGCAAUGUUAACCAGUUGGGUGACUUUGAUCAGUGCCUGGGAGUGCAACAGCCUCGGGGAGCUAUCCGGGGACAAUACUGCCUGGCCUUCAUAGAGGUGAAGCUAAAACCAGGCGCGAACGAGGCUCUGAACGCUGUCCACGGGUUCGCCCACUCACACUAUGCCUUCCGCAGCAACCUGGAGGAUCCAGGACACCGGGUACCACGGUUCUCCACAGUAAACUGGGCCUUGUGUGUUCCUGCAUCAUGCCCGGCCCAGGACAUCGAGCUAGCUCUUGCCUCCAGUGUGGACCGAUAUUUAAGUUCUUCCAGUCUGGAAAUCAGGGUACAUGUUGACCCGGACAUGUGCCAAGUUCGUCACGACUCCAUCAUUCCACCACCUGCUUCGCUCAUGGCAAUAGGAUUUUUCCUCGCAGUGAUGGGCGUCAUCGCCACAGCCACCAUCACUGACUACAUGGUCCCUGACAAGCGGCAUGCCACAAGAGCGAUGGAGGUGCUGCUGGCAUUCUCGCUGGUGACCAACAGUCGCAAGUUGCUGAGUAUGGCACAGUCUCCUGAUGACAUCCACAGUGUCCACGGCAUCCGGGCUCUCAACGCCAUCAUGCUUCUCAUGUCCCACAAGUCCAUGGCUCUCUUCUUUCAUCCGUACAUCAACCGGACCACCAUGACUGAGGCUUUGGGAAAGCCAUGGACAGUCAUCGCACGAGCUGCUAGCCUGUAUACUGAUCCCUUCAUCAUGAUGAGUGGACUCCUGACUACAUACAGCCUGCUGCGUCACUUGUCCCGAGACCAAUCCAUCAACAUCAAGAACGAGUACAUCUCUCGUGUCCUCAGGUUAGUGCCAACUCUGGGAGCUCUGAUCCUGUUCUGUACAUUUGUCCUGCCGAUCCUAGGCUCAGGACCUCAGUGGAACCUCGUUGUAAGGCAUCAUGCCGAAGUCUGCAAGACCAGCUGGUGGAGGAACCUGCUUUUCAUCCAUAACUACUUUGGCUUCAAAAACAUGUGUUUAACACACACACACCACAUCGGGAUCGACACACAGUUGUUUGCGUUGUCACCCCUUCUGGUCUGGGGCAUCUGGAAAUGGCCGAAGCCUGGCCUCUUCGCCCUCUUCCUUCUGGCUGCUGCCUCCACUGGCCUUCGCUUCUAUGCUACUUACGUUCGGCAACUGAACUUAUUUGUGUACUUCGGUAAUCCAGUCUCGCAAAUGUUCGAAACCGCAGAUUACUCGUAUAUUCUACCCAGCCAUCGGUUUACAGUUUACGCCAUGGGAGUCAGCCUUGGCUAUGGGCUCUGGCACUGGGGCAAGGAAUUCAAACUGAAAACUAGCCAAUUGACCCUAGGAUGGUUCAUAGCAAUCUGCAUGCUUUACCAGUCCAUGGUUAGUCCAGCGAAGAUGGGCGACCGUGCAUACAUCUACAAUAGGCUAGAUGCUGCCAACUACGCAGCUUUCGCACCCAUCACAUGGUGCCUAUUCUUCACCUGGAUAAUCUUCACCUCCCACACUGGAAAUGGUGGGUUCCUGUCCAAAUUACUGUCUUGGAGAGGGUUCCAAGUGUUUACACGCAUCUCCUACUCCUUCUACCUCACUCAAUUCCCUGUGUUUUUCUAUAAUGUGGGCCAGGUCCGUACGGCCGAGUAUUACUCCAUUCUUCAGCUGAUUAACAUCAAAGAGUUGAUCGUCAUCAUUCUAGCUUCUGCCACACUGACACUGACAUUUGAAAUGCCUUUCAUCGCCAUCAAGUCUGUGUUCAUCAAGAGAAGGCCGCAAACAAGGAUAGACAUAGCUCCACUAAAGACUGAAUAAUUAUAUGUAUCCAAAAUAUAGUUCUAGGUCACAUUAGACGGGACCGGAGGUUCUUAUAGUGUCGCACUAUCUAAUUCAUCACUUUAACACAAACAAAGAGUUUUUCUGAUGAAUUCCUUGUACAGCAACUCAUGCAUGUGAUCAUAUUGUGCUUUUUUUGACUCAAGACCAAUCUAUUUAUGUAAGAGAAGAUCUAUCAUGCACAAUUUGUUUUGCAUUGUGCAAAACAAUGUGUAGAAGUGACGUUUAAAAAUAUCACUUCGAUUUUUUUACAGCAGUUCACACAGAAGUAAAUGUCAGUGCAUUAUGUAUUUACAGUGUGCAAAAUUACAAAUGAUUGUUCACUUAAAUACAAGUACAAAGUAACAAUUAACUCAUGUACCCUUGCCUAAAGAGUUAAUGCUCCAGCAUUAUCGUUUGUAUAGUAGUAAAAAUGUAUUCCAACACACAGACAUAUAGUGGUUGUCUUAAAAAUUCAAUUUACAACCACAAUAUACAAUACACAUAUAAUAUUUUUGUACCAAAUAACAAAAUUUAAAAUUUUGCACUACAUGCGAACGUUCUUCUUCUUCCUUGAAUUAUAUUCUUUUCUAUAUGUUUUGUACAAUAUCUACUAGUCAGUAAAAUAGAUUUUUCUUUAAUUAACUAAGAAAUAAUAACUUCGCCACAUUGCAAAUGAAGAGAAGAUGGAAGGAUUUAGUAGUUUACACAUAAAAAACAUUAAAUUAGACUCACCUUGCUUCUGUAAUAAUUGUAUUUCAUACUUAUCCUUUUGGGAAUAACUAAAAACGUAUUGAAGACUCCACAAAAGUAAAGGAAUGCAGAGAAAUUACUUUUAGUUGAUUGGUUCUUAAAUACAAAAUUCUAGCAGAAGAUUGAUACAUAAACGUAUUUAAAAACUAAUUGAGACUUAUUAACAUAACUUUUAACACUUAUUAACAGUGCAUACAACUAAAGGGUUUUUAAAACGUAUCAUUUAACAUAAAAGUUAUGUUAAUAAGUCUCAAUUAGUUUUCAUAUACGUUCAUGUAUCAAUCUGCUG